This is a messenger RNA of Thlaspi arvense, 4907 nucleotides long. The record is from the annotation of a GenBank genome assembly. NCBI's taxonomy places the organism in Eukaryota, Viridiplantae, Streptophyta, Magnoliopsida, Brassicales, Brassicaceae.
CUUGAUUUUCUCUACCCACGUCUCUCUUUCUUCAUCUUCUUCUACCGGUUACAAAAGGAAAGAAAAACAAAAGUGCAAAAGGCAGAAUAAUUUGUUCUCUACACAAAUCUCUCUCUCUCUCUCUCUCUCUCUCUCUCUCUCUCUCUCUCUCUCUAUUUUUUCUCAUCUCAGAGCUAUGAUAAAAAAAUCUCAUCAUCUCCUGUUCUUCAUCUUGGUUCGAAAGGUUUGAUCGAUGAACAACAGCGUCCCUUCAGAAUAGUUCUAAGUUUUGGAAGAUGGCUUAUAAAUCAGCACAAAUUUAUUAAAAAGAAGGAAAGAGAAAAAUGCCACAAGAACUAAUGAGAGGAUUAAAGGGUUUGGUGUCCACAAGUAACGGAGAUUAUGAGCUUGCUCAACGAAAAGCUGAAGAAACAGCUAAAAGAAGAUACCAAGCGGUGGCAUGGCUGAGACAGAUGGACCAAGGCGCGGCGGAGACACUGCCGGAAAAACCUUCGGAAGAAGACUUCUGCCUUUCCCUCCGCAACGGCCUCAUUCUCUGCAACGUCCUCAACAAAGUCAAUCCCGGUUCGGUUCUCAAGGUGGUGGAGAAUCCUGUCACGUUAGCUAUUCAGUACGCAGAAGGAGCGGCUCAAUCCGCAAUUCAAUAUUUCGAGAACAUGAGGAACUUUCUUAAAGCUGUAGAGGACAUGCAGCUUUUGACCUUUGGAGCUUCUGAUCUCGAAGAGGGAGGAUCGUCGAACAAAGUAGUAGAUUGCAUUUUGUGUUUGAAAGGGUUUUACGAGUGGAAACAAGCAGGUGGAGUUGGAGUGUGGAGGUAUGGAGGCACUGUGAGGAUAGUCUCUUUGAAUCCGAAAGGCUCAUCGAAGAGUUUGUCUCUGGGUGGUACCGAAAGCAACACUGAUGAGUCUGCCUCUUUGGACGAAUCCGAGUCUUCUCACUAUGAGCAACUUUUGGAUUUUCUUCACCUCUCUAAUGAGAUUGCAAAUGAGGAAUCCGAAACUGCAGUCUCCAGGGCUUUUCUUUUCGAUCAUUUCGCGGUUCAGCUUCUAACUGCUUACCUUAAGGAGAGUGAUGGGAUCAGUGAUCUGCCUUUAAAUGAAAUGGUGACUGAUACUUUGCUCAACAGAGUAGUUAAGGAUUUCUCAGCCAUACUAGUUUCUCAGGGGACUCAGCUGGGUUCGUUUCUAAGGAAGAUUUUGAAAUGUGACAACGGGGAUCUAUCAAGAUCAGAGUUUUUAGAAGCAGUCUUCAGAUAUCUUCGACACAGAAAAGAUAUGGUGUCAAAGGAGUUUUCAAAGUUUUGCAAGUGUGGUGGAAAGCCUGAGAUUAUUGGAUCAAGCGUCCAUAAGUUUUCUCCUGGUCAUGCAGAAGCUAUUGGUCUUCAACAGAAAGAGCUGGAGGAAGUAAAAUCAAAUUAUAUGGAAACAAGAUGCCAAGUUAAACAAAUGCAAUCAGAAUGGCAUGAAGAACUUCAAAGGAUAGCCCAUCACGUUAAGACCAUGGAAGUUACAUCUUCUUCUUACCACAAGGUUCUGGAGGAAAAUCGUUUACUCUACAAUGAGGUCCAAGAUCUUAAAGGGACCAUUAGAGUCUACUGCAGAGUCAGACCUUUCUUACAAGGAACAAAAGAUAUGCAAUCAACGGUGGAUUAUAUCGGAGAAAAUGGUAAUAUAAUGAUUGUCAAUCCUUUUAAGCAGGAGAAAGAUGCACGCAAAAUCUUCGCCUUCAAUAAAGUAUUUGGACAGAACGUAUCACAAGAGCAAAUCUAUGCGGACACUCGACCGGUGAUAAGGUCUGUUCUUGAUGGAUUCAAUGUUUGCAUCUUCGCGUAUGGGCAAACUGGUUCAGGGAAAACGUACACAAUGAGUGGGCCUGAUCUGAUGACUGAGACAACUUGGGGAGUGAACUACAGAGCUCUACGUGAUCUCUUCCAGCUUUCAAACGCAAGAACACAUGUUGUUACUUAUGAAAUUGGAGUACAAAUGAUUGAAAUAUACAAUGAACAAGUUAGAGAUUUACUAGUCAGUGAUGGUUCUUCAAGAAGAUAUCCUUUUUUAUAUAUACUUCUCACGUUAGACAUACGAAAUAACUCUCAACUCAAUGGUCUUAAUGUACCUGACGCAAGCCUGGUUCCAGUUUCUAGUACUCGAGAUGUGCUUGAUUUGAUGAGGAUUGGCCAAAAGAAUCGUGCAGUGGGUGCCACUGCUUUGAAUGAGAGAAGCAGCCGUUCUCAUAGUGUCUUAACCGUUCACGUUCAAGGAAAAGAGUUGGCCUCAGGAUCUAUCUUAAGAGGUUGCCUUCAUCUAGUGGAUUUGGCUGGAAGUGAAAGAGUAGAGAAAUCAGAAGCUGUGGGAGAGAGACUGAAAGAAGCUCAACACAUAAACAAAUCUUUGUCUGCACUAGGAGAUGUUAUCUCAGCACUUGCGCAAAAGAGUUCACACGUUCCCUACAGAAACAGCAAGCUUACACAAGUUCUACAAGAUUCCUUAGGUGGACAAGCGAAAACGUUAAUGUUUGUGCAUAUAAACCCUGAAGUUAAUGCGGUAGGAGAGACUAUAAGCACACUUAAGUUUGCGCAAAGAGUUGCGUCCAUUGAACUUGGAGCAGCUCGAUCAAACAAGGAAACUGGUGAUAUUCGAGAUCUUAAAGAUGAGAUAUCCAGCCUUAAAUCUGCAUUGGAGAAGAAGGAAACAGAGCUUGAACAAUUGCGAGUGAGUAGCAUUCGGAACACAACUGAAUCUCAGAAAGCAAGAGCAGUUUCUCCUUUCCAUAUCUCAAGAACAAAGGCUGAAGCAAGUUCACAACCAAGCUACGAGAACAGAAGUUGCUCAACGGGAAAGCAGAGAAAGUCAGGGUUUACAUCUGCAUUGAGAAACAGAGAAGCAAGUCCAAAGAUGCCAAAUCUAGCAGAGGAGAGGUUAAAUCCAAGAUCACCAUCUCCUCCGAGUAGGAGAUCAUUAUCUACAGACAGAGGAUCUUCAAUCAAAAGCAGGAAUAAACCCGAAGUGACUCAAAACCUUCCGGUUUCAAGAACACCUUUCCCAGCUAGAGUACCAGUAGCCAAAUCUUUUGCAACUGUUCCAUUGAACCCAUCAGGAGAUAACAGGCUUCGUGUAGAUAACAACACUUCAGAGACAUUUCAGAAGUUAAGCGCUCGAAAGCUCUUCCCUGAGAUUGAUGAGCAACAUAUGAGGCAUGCAGUUAACAUACGUCAAGGUGGUGUAAAGAAGACAGAGAGCAGUAAAGCCAAGGCAAAGCAACCAUCUCCUGGUAGGUUUCAGAAACUCGAUGUUGGGAUCAGUUUGCGUUCUGAGACGGAUCCCGAAGCUAAAAUAGGAAGUUAUCAGAAGCAAAAGGGGAACAGCCACAAUGUGAUGCACUCAAGAUUCCAAAACUUCGACGUUGGUAUCAGCUUGUUCUCUGAUCUCUGUGCGGGUGACAAAUCAGAUUCAACAACACUUAAGAGUGAUGAUUCCUCUGAGACAGACAACGAGCAUAUACUUCUCCAGAAACUGAAGAAUUCACAAAGAAACUUCUCCAGAAACUUCCAAAACCACAAACUAAGGACGAUCUAUGCUCACGAGGACACUUCACUGGGGAAUAAACAAGAGGACAAGCCUUCAAAUGGUAUGAAAGAAGGUAAUAGUAAUGUACCUAUGCCUGAGUUUAGAAGAAGUCGUUCAACAAAACUUGGAAGGUUCAUGGUAUUACCAUAGAAACAUGUCUCAAGACUCAUAAAUCCAUAUCACACAUCAUAUAUAUAUCAUUUGUACAGACACAAUCUGAAGUUGAGUUUUUAUGGGCUUUGUCAUGUCCUUUUACUCCAUAGUUGUGAUUUGAGAUUGAACCGUUUAUCAUAUGAGCGAGUGAGUGUUCCACGCCGUAAAAGAUAUUUGUACUUCUUGAGGUUCUUCAAUCUCUAAGCGUAUUUGCACACAUUAACAAGUUUUGAAACAUUAAUUCAAUCACUUAUAUAUAAAAUCUUUAUUAGAGCUUAAAGGAGUUUCUCGCUAUGGAAAUUUAGAAAAAAUAAUCUUGGUUUUCUUCAAACUGUCUUUGUCACAUAGGAUUCAUAUACAAUACAUAUCUAAGUAACAUUAUUACAUGACACAUAUACAAACAUGUGUAUGCAAAUUACAAUGUUUUUUUCUUUGAAAAGUGCAAAUUACAAUGUUAAAACUUGUUAAUGCUUAUGGUGCUGUGUGUAAAUGUAGUCUAAGUGAGCUUCCGUCAUCAUUCUUCUCGUCAAGCAUUCUUCAUCUCCUUCUCCGCAAGUAUCCAUCUCCAUCAAUUUCUCAACCGAGUCGUCGUCCACUGGUAUAGCUGAAACUAAUGGAUUCAGCUCUGAAUCAUCUUUUCCUCUUCGGAUUGCAGAAGAACUUGUGGGAAAAAUAAGGAAGGUGAAGAAGAGAACACACACUGUGAGGCACAUGGUUUGCUUCAUGUUCUUGUCUAAGACCAGGAGAGAGAGAGAGAUAGGAAGAGAGUGAGAAGUACCAAAUAUAAUUAAGAGUCCACUUUUAAAUCAAAAUAUUAAUAAAAAUGUGUUUUUUUUUUCAAUUGCUUUCGUGAUUCCUUAUAGUGCGAUGGAGAGACAAUUAUAAAACUAGAGUGAACUGAACUGAACUGAAGCAAGUGGAAUGUUACAACAUCAAAUUCCAUCGAUAAAACCAUAUUAACCACAAUUGCAAAAGUAAAAUCUAACAAAAAUCACAGGAAAUAAAGAAACAAAUUAAAUAAAAAUAUUCAAAUAUUUUUUCCUGAGGAGUGGCAGUGGCACAUCACAGAUGUCAAAUGCGAAAUUAAGACAUGAAUCAUUACCUCAAUAAAUUAAUGACUUAAUGUAUAUUAAUCACAUAGUGUGGGUUUUUAAAAUGUUAAAGGAAACAUUAUGAUUUAGGUAGAAA